This is a messenger RNA of Heteronotia binoei (common prickly gecko), 6742 nucleotides long. RefSeq names its product inositol hexakisphosphate kinase 1 (gene IP6K1). Gene Ontology annotation, cellular component: cytoplasm; nucleus. Lineage: Eukaryota; Metazoa; Chordata; Lepidosauria; Squamata; Gekkonidae. The record is from RefSeq and is a predicted model, not a curated record. Gene Ontology annotation, biological process: phosphatidylinositol phosphate biosynthetic process; inositol phosphate biosynthetic process. The transcript is spliced from 6 exons. Gene Ontology annotation, molecular function: inositol hexakisphosphate kinase activity. Bases 354 to 1652 code for a protein of 432 amino acids.
UGUUGUUGAUUCGAACCGUAGGGAGCGGGUGAGGGAAGUGUUGGAGCCGGCCUGGGGGGACACAUAGCAGCAGCGCCCCCCGGCCGGGCAGGGGGAAAUUUACCUUGGUGAGUUCUCUUUCCUUCAAGGGAGCGGGGUGUUGUGCGAGAUUGGGGCCGAGCCGUCUUCUCUGUUUGGGGCUUGUGUCCGGAAGAGGACCUGCGAGCCGAAAUGCGGGUAGUAGGAGACGACAUUUGGCACGUGUUUGCUUACUCUGCUAUCUGAAUGGUGGUGUUUUUUAUCUUUGAGAAACUUCUCCUUCCACCCCAUGCAACUCUCCCCAUGUCCCAAGUGUGUGACUGGUGUCCAACGCGAUGUGUGUUUGUCAAACCAUGGAGGUGGGGAAGCAUGGCAAGAACACAACCCACGCAGGAGGCAGAGGGGUCCUGCUGGAGCCUUUCAUUCAUCAGGUGGGCGGCCACAGCAGCAUGAUGCGCUAUGAUGACCACACUGUGUGCAAGCCUCUAAUUACCAGAGAACAGCGCUUCUAUGAGUCCUUACCUCCAGAAAUGAAGGAAUUCACACCUGAAUACAAAGGGGUGGUGUCUGUCUGUUUUGAGGGAGACAGUGAUGGCUACAUUAACCUGAUAGCAUACCCGUAUGUGGAGAGUGAAGCUUUGGAGCCAGAUGAUGUGCCAGAAAGGGACCAGCCACGUCGUAAACACUCUCGCAGGAGUCUGAACAGGUCAAGCAGUACCAGUGAACACAAAGAGGAAAAAGCAGGGCUGGCUUGUGAGAACUCAGAAAGCAGCAGCAUCCAAGAGACGAAGAGCCUCAAGAUGCACCUCCAUUCAGAUGUUCCGUUUCAGAUGCUUGAUGGAAAUAGUAGCCUGACUACUGAAAAUAUCACCUAUAACCCAUGGAGUCUACGUUGCCACAAGCAACAGCUGAGCCGUAUGCGCUCAGAGUCCAAGGAACGAAAGCUCUACAAAUUCCUUUUGCUGGAGAAUGUGGUACAUCACUUCAGAUUUCCUUGUGUGCUUGAUCUGAAAAUGGGGACCAGACAGCAUGGAGAUGAUGCUUCUGAAGAGAAGGCUGCUCGACAGAUGAAGAAGUGUGCACAGAGCACUUCAGCCUCACUAGGUGUACGAGUUUGUGGAAUGCAGGUCUACCAGCGGGAUACAGGGCAUUAUUUGUGCAGGAAUAAAUACUAUGGCAGAGGUCUUUCCACUGAGGGUUUUCACAAUGCUCUCUACCAAUAUCUGCACAAUGGUAUAGAGCUACGAAAGGACCUCUUUGAGCCCAUCCUUAGCAAGCUGUACAACCUGAAAGCUGUAUUGGAGAGGCAGGCCUCUUACCGCUUCUACUCCAGCUCCUUGCUCAUCAUCUAUGAUGGAAAGGAUGACAGGUCUGAGACAUACAAGGAGCGAAGAACAGAGAUGCAUCUGAAGCCAGUGGACAUGUCUCUCCCAGAGAGCCUACAGGAUGGCAGCAGCACAGAAUCCAUCCUCUCCCAGCCCAAGGUGGACGUCCGUAUGAUUGAUUUUGCACACAGCACAUUCAAAGGUUUUCGGGAUGAUCCCACAGUGCACGAUGGCCCUGACAAGGGUUAUAUGUUUGGUUUAGAGAGCCUUAUCAACAUAAUUGAAGAGAUGCGGGAUGAGAACAAAUAACCUUUGGUGGAACUCUUCUGUUUCAUUUCCCUACUGAUAGGAACAGACAGGACCACCACUCCUUCAUUGAAAGCAAAUUCAACUGCUUUGAAAAAAAAGUAUUGUUCCAGUGUUUUUAACUACAUCAAAGGACAUAAUAUCCUGGAUGAGCCUGUCAAAUAUGGCUUUGACUAUUCUGGCCCAGAUGCUUUUCAGGAGAGAUGCAUCUCAUGGACUCCAGUAUUGGGCAUUAGUGUCCAAGGCUGAUAUUUAUUGUGUAGCCCUCUGAUCAUGUCUGUGUUAGGAAUGGAGACCCUUACCCCAUGGGAAAGAAGAGGGUUCUAGAUUUGAGGAUUCUAGUCUCCUUCCUUGUCAACCUUUCAUGGAGGCACUGUGGCUUGAACCUCUCUUGUGUUUGAAAAGGGCAUUUGGAUAUAAACUAACAUCAUUUAUUGGGGUGGGGCUUAUAGAGGCACAUAAUUUGCACACUCUUCCCUCUGCUAUUGCUGCCCCUGUGCAGGUAUGAAAGAUUCUUUGGGAGAGUACAGUUGGUAGUACAAUUUAUUUUCUUUAAUCUGGGUGUCAGCAUAUUAUUCUGACUAGGGAAGUAAAUGACCAAAGGAAAGCCAGAGCAGCACAUGUUGGUUUUGAUUUGUAUUCCAUUGGUGAGGUUUGCCUCUGUUCCCUCACCAUUCCCUGAAGCUGAGACAGAAGCUCUCCAGAUUCCAGAAUUGCCUGGACAUGGCUACACAAUAUUAUCUUGAAUUUCAUGGGAGAGUUGAGCUAGCUAAGGAUAGUAUCAAUAGCACAUUUAAUCUGGUCCCUUGACAUUUUUUCUGGGACUAAUUCAGGUCACUUUUCCCAUCCCACCAUUUUACAUUUUGUUGAUCCAAUGAUGUAUUUGCCGACCUCAUUCAAAUCCAAGCACUUCAGUGCAGAAAUUGAAAUUUCCCCCUUUUCUCCCCUUCCCAAGCAGAUUUUUCUAAUGAACUGUACACUUCCACACAGUAGUUGUGUGAUAAAAAAAAUAGAAGUAGGCAUUUGUAUUUUCAGACAGUGACCCCCGUUGUGGAGGGAAGCAUCUACCUGGCUUUGAACAGUGGCAUCACAGCUGAAUGUGCUGCCACCUAUGCUUGAUUUUGCCUCAGGGAGUUGACAUUUGCUGGCCUUGUUCCUAUGACUGGUGACUAGCUGAAUGCAUCCGGGCCAGAUUCUGACCCCCACAUGUGUGUUCACAGUUCUGUUGUGUAGAGUGGCCAUGUUAAUCCAAUGACAGCCCCAAGUGCUUCUCCCUUAGACCCCAGAAGCUGUCCCGUCCUGACUAGAGAUGGCCCUGUCAUAGACAAAAUGCACUAUGUCUCUUUGAAAUGCAGUAUGUUGGGAAGAGAGUUGCUACCAUAGAGAACUGAUAUCAGGGCAUUAAGAUUAAGGACAGUUGUCUUGUGCUUGAUGCUCUUAAGAUAGGACAAGAAGGUUCAUUGGUGUGCUGAUUCUAUGCCUCCCUUUUGGGUGAUAUGGCCUUUAUAGGUCAGUUUUUAAAAGUGUUUUUGACUUCAUCAAGCUGCUGCUGAUAGGGGUUUGGCUAGUUCUGGUAUGUGUCUGCAGGGGCAAACUUUGCUAACCCCAUUCUGCAUGUUCUGUAAGCCUGGUGGAAGAACCACCUCUGCAUCAACCAGUUCAGCACUAGUCUAAGAUCUUGGUGGUGCUAGAGGAAGCUACUAUAAUAAGGGACACUUGGAACAGGUUAGUGCAGUUUCUCCAGCAUUACUUCUGAUUCUCCGAACUGAAGGGAAAAGCUAAAAUCUGCACAGUGUUGCUAGACUCCAUCAAGCCUUGUUUUUGAACGCUUCAUAUUAAGUAUGAGGCAUCAUAAUUUUUUUUAGUUGAACAGCAUCCUUCAAGAUAGCCGUGAUGGGUUUGGAUUGUAAGGAAUUGUUAAUCCUUCCAUCACCUCAAUAACAAGGAAAAGAAUAUAGACACUCUACAGAAGUUUCCCUCCUGAUUUAGUGAUUGUUUUGUUUUAUAAUCUUAAAAACAACAACACAGCCCUCUGGACCACUCAAACCUUCUCGUAAGUUCCAGAGCUUGUAAAUAGCAUAUUUUCCUUGUUGUCAGGUUUUGUUUUUGUAAAGCUAAUAAUUCUGUUUAAGCUCUAUAAGGAACCAAAAAAUUAAAGGAUAUGAGUUUUUCAGUAUUGUAGCAUUGUGGUUAAUUUUCAGACAGCAUAACUACAAAGCACAGUCUUGUUCAAUAGCAAUAAGCCUUCCAAGUUCAUUUGUUUUUGACUUCAGGGUGAGCAAAAGGACACGGUUCUGACUGUUCUUUGAACCUGAGUAUCUUGCACAUCUGAAAGAGUUUGGUUUUUAUCAUCAAUGAUUUGCUUUCAACCAGACUUAGUACCAAUGAAACCAGUAUGCAUAAUUCGAGUUCCUGCAAGACAUGUACUCAUACAUAGUCUCUUACAGAACAUUGUGGAUGGGAUAUGUAUGGGGGCAGGGUACAUGAGCACAGUAAGCCUGUCAGUACUAGAGCAGUGGGAAUUGUGAUGUACUGGCAAAGCUGCAUAAGGAAAUACCUGCAGGGCUUGUUUGGAAAGUACCAUAGUGUCAGGGCAAAUAAAUUCAACUGGAUCUUAUCUUGAUAGUUACUUCUGAGCUAUCCUAUUGGGUAUGCAUCAGUAUUAGUUUCUGCAGCUUGACAUUUAGCUUGAAUUGAAAGCAGCUCUGUACUGCAAACAUGUCUUCUAAAAUGCACCAACAAAAAUGGGGACAGUUCAUAAGGUAGAAAGAAAAGUAUUUGUCUUCAUUUGCUCUCUUCACAUGUGAGGAAUGUGGUUAAUGUAUGCAGUAACAUGCAGGGUUCAGUCCAUAUAAAAAUCUAAAACUUCCAAGCAGUUAGUAUAGUUUGCCAUUCUUGAUUGUAGUGCAUGUUUCCAGCUUGUUUGAUUGCCAAAGUGAAAGAUACCCAGAACCUGAAAAAGAUCAGUGAUGUGCAGGUACACCCCUUGGCCUUUUCUGCCUUGAAACAAAGAGAACUUGGUCUUUCAAAAGCAAAGCUAGCUUAUCCUAUGGCUUUUGUAGUGUUCUGUGUCCCACUGCAUUUUGUUAUACAGAUAGGGAAACAUUAUUUGCUAAGUAAGGACACACCAAUUUGUUCUUAAUGCUGGAUCCAGCCUCCUUAUGGUCCAGACAGCUGCCAUUUGUGGAAAUCUGCCCUUCUGUCCUUGGUUCUACCUCAUUAUCUAAGGUAAAAUCCUUCAAGAUGGUUGUCAGGUUUCUUAUGCCCAUAGGCAUGUUGCCAUAGAACUAGAAGCAUAUGUUACCUAGAGCCAAUUUGCAGAAGAACAAGUCUGCUCAAGAUGACAUAUGGUUAAUUUUGAACAACAAACUUAAAAGUGAAGCCACUUGACUUCUUGCUCUUGUAGCUCUAAUGGGGUUGUUUGAGAUCGUUAGUGUAAUUCUUUGCUCAUCAGAAGAAGGCAGGAGUAUAGUCAGCCCUGUGUUGAAAUGCCUAUCAGAUGGAUAAUGAGAGCCCCUGAGCAUAAAGGAGAAUGCUGCCCAACAAAGCCAUUUUGCAUGCAUUUAUACAUUCAGGUCCUCUUUUGGAGGCUUGUGUAAAUAAUCCUUCCAGUCAGUUCCUACUGGAUCAGUACAGCCUGCUUGUUGCCCUUUACAGCUUGCUGACACUUUAUGUCCAGGUGUGUGAAUUCCUGUAGCAGAACUUUGCACGUACUGUGUUGUUGCCUUCAUGUGGAUGAUCAGCUUCUCAGCCUUCUGGAAUACAUAGCCAGCUAUCUUUCUCUAGCAAUACAUAGGAACUGCUAGCUUUGGUGUAUGAACCCCAGAGGGGUUCCCUUAUUUUACAAAUAAGGUCCAGGGAAGACGGUUGCCAGAUAACUGGGCUGUAUUUCUUUUGUAUUGGAGGUGGCAACUGCUGCCUUAAACUUCUCUUCCUCUGCUCUGCUAGAGGUUACUACUGCACUGUGUUUUUUUGUUAAUAACUGAUUUUGCCCUUUCAGCUGGAACAGGAGCCACUUUCUCUUUACUAGCACCUUCAUAGCUUGGACCUGUGCAUGAUCUCUCACACAUACCAGUUCAGAAGUUACAUUAUGAAGGAUGAAGUGUUGCACGUUCAGUCUGGUGACUCCAAAGAAGGCCUGUGUGGCAUAGGAGGGGUGCUGCUGUCUAAAUUUGACUCAUGGUAUCUGUUUCUGCACUGUACAGAACUUGACUUCUCUUGCAAACUGAUUAAGAGACUGUCAGUUUUAAUGUCUGUAGUCCUGCCUACAUGCCUGCAACAGUUUGUCCAUACAGAUCCUGUCCCUCCACAGAGGACCAAAUCAUUCCAGUGACCAUUUGUCUGCCUGCUGGGCUGAGUUAGAUGGUGUAGUUUUAGAAGGGUGGUAACUAUAGUCCCUGCUGGAGGAAGGAGCUUUAGCUAGCCAAUAUUCUCACUGAGAACAACACCAGCAACUUGCCAUGAGUCCUUGGAGUGCACCUGUCUAUACACUCUGCUGUUACUGGCAUGUAAUGUGGAGGUGCAAUCCGUGGGCAUAUGCUGCUCUACACCAAUGCAAGGAACUUGCUUUAUUGCUUGCAGUUAUAUAAACUCUUGGAUGUAAUGGAAGAGGUAAUUUUUGUUUUUCAUGGAUGGGGAGAGAGAUGGGCUCCAGGCAUAUGUAUUUUGCUUGUUUUACAUUUAAGUCUGGAAAGAGUCAUCCUAGUUGACUUCAAACUUUAGUUGUAUUUGUACCAUUAUUGCAUGCUUACCUCAGGAGAAAAAUGUUUGUUUUUUAUAUUUCAAAAAGUCUAGGUAUAAAAUGGUCUCUAUGAGAACUGCUUGAAAGGGAAGAAGUGUUGCUGUGAUCAGGGAGCACAGUUGUGCCCUAGAGGAGAAAGGUUCCCAACUGUCCCUUUUGACUUGUCUGGGAGGGAUACAGCAUCACAUUACAAAUUUAUUGUAUAUUUUUCUGUUUCAGUGCCAUUUUGUUGGGCCAAGUCAAGCUUUUGGACAUGAGAAAUAUCAGUACCUGUACUCAUACACCCUGCACCCUUGGCUCUCCGAUUGUGUAUAAAGUUAUAUGUAUAUAUAAAUAAACUGCUAGACAUCUA